AUGGCUCGAGUUGACGUGGCCGGCCGGCGAAGUGAAGAGGCUCGUAUUGCCCAUGGUGAGCACAGCCUCGACCACCACGAUCUCGCCUACCCGUUGCAACCAGAACCAAGAACCUUUGGGGAUGCAACCGCUACUGCAGCAGCAUCAACAGCAUCAGAAUGCUACACGAGCGGCUGUGCUCAGCUGGACAGUCGCAUCUUUGGCGGUGGGAUUAACGGCGGAUUGACGGGCGGCCUGGUCGGCCUCAGUGCCGAAGGCGACGUCGGCAUAGUGAUAUCUCUUCAGGUGGCCGUCAAGCACUUGUACCAGAAUACGUCCGCCACGGCUCGAUUGAUCACCACGCUGCCUGUUGCCCAUGUCAUCCGGCUCUUGAAAGGUGUAUUGAAAAGCACCCUGGCAGCGACAUCGAACAAUGGCACAAAUGCAACAAGCCACGACGAUCCUGGGCCCGAGCAGCGAAGGCUCGCCUCUGCAUCCAAGGCGUCGAUUCUCGGCCGCAUCUUGAUAUCUCGCGUCUACGGACGCGAAGAUCUUGAAGCUGUCCUCAAUGAACUGGAGGCAGGCGUGCCCUUCCAGCGGCUUUGGUCGACUGUCAACCGUCAACAAGAAGAAGGAGGCCUUGGACAGAGGAUUGUGGUGGAUAAGGCAGGGCAAGAGAGCCACCCGAUUCCUGCAGAACAAACAGCACCUCCGAGCAUUGUCAUCUUCACAGAGAUGGACCACCACUUCAAGUGGAUGCGUCUACAGAGCAACGGCGGACGGCUGUAUGAACUCUAUGGCCAGUUGAUGCGUCGUUUACGAGCAUUGGCUGCCGCCCAAGGGAGUACAUUCUCGUCAGACACCACGAACCAGCGACUCAUCUUCGUCCUCAACAGCACGGUCACGCGGCGACCUGAAGAAGGACGAAGCAUAACUAUCACGGCUGACGACGGCACCGUGGGUGGUGCAGACAAGCGACAGGAAGCUUCUCAGGCACAGACUCUCGACCCGGAUGCUACGUACGGACUCGCCCUCGCGGCUCUCCAGCAACGACGCCAUAUCGACCGCCCGGAUGUGUUUCGACUCUGCUGCAACGAGCUGGCUAGAGCACAAUGCAUCGAACCCAGGUACAAAACGCUCCUCGACUACUAUUGCAGCCUCCACAUCUGCCUUACGCGCCUUCCAGUGGAUCUUGUGGAUCUGUGGGGAGGCCGACAGGGCGGCAGUACCAGCCCUGCCGACUCGUCGCUGUGGGUGGCCACGGUCGAAAACGACGAGAAAGAAAUCAGCCAACGAGCAACCGACAGGACGACUGUUGCGUACCUUUCCAGUGGCAUCGUUCAAGAUGCGGCGCUCACAUGA
Molecule: messenger RNA, 1341 nt
Organism: Sporothrix brasiliensis 5110
Lineage: Eukaryota; Fungi; Ascomycota; Sordariomycetes; Ophiostomatales; Ophiostomataceae
Exons: 2
Coding region: 1-1341 (446 amino acids)
Source: RefSeq, a predicted model, not a curated record